AUGAGCUUCGUGGGCAGCAGUCUGGCGCGGUUCUUUGUGUUUGAUCCGAGGCUGGGGCCGACGGAAGAGACAGAACACGAAAAGAUUCUUUACUACUGGCCCCCCUCAACCCCGCUCAAUCGCCAACAAUCCGACAUUGGCCUGAGCGAGGCCCUCAUUAACUUCACAAGGACCUUUUCAAAGGAUCGACCAUGUGAAGCCGUGCACUUGGAGAAGACCAGACAGGCCUUCUAUGAGUGCGAGCCCGACAUUUGGAUGGUCCUGGUAUGCGUGCACAUCUCCUUCAGGGCGGCCAACAAUCCGGCCACGGCGCGCGUGAAGGACAGCGUGACAACAAACGAAUACGAAAGUGAAGAACUGUCCGAUGCCACACUCCAGAGGGUGGUCGAGCAGGCCUACAAGACCUUCCGCCUCUUCAAUGGGAGCAUGGCUCAGAUCGUCCGAGAGAGCAAGGAGGACGGGCUUCGCGAGAAGCUCUCCGACUUCUUCGGUCACUACGCGCCCACCAUCAACUUUAAAACGGUCGACCUCUUCUCCGCUCUCGACGGCGUUCACUUCCUCCCGGUCGACAAGAACGUGUACCUGCGGAUCCAGUCGUUCGUCAAUUGGACGGAGAACAACUUCCCCAGCAUCGAGUACUCGUGCUUCCUCUAUCGAGAUCACUUGGUUUGGAGUGGGUUGGAGCAGGAGGACAUGCGCAUCAUGUAUCACUACUUGGUGAACCACCUGCUGCCGCCCUUCAAGAAGUGGAAGGACCCCAAGCAGCAAGUCUGGCCGGCAGGCAUCGCGCACGUGCUAAACACUAAAAUUACCUUCUUCACGUGUUUGUUUGACGGCAAGUGGGACGGCUACAUGCAAGCGCCGCAGGGCGUACAGCCUACGGUCGCAAGUCUGCCCAUGCAUUGCCCCCGCAUUCAGCUGUCACGCCCGCACCAAUAUCACACGGCGAGCAACGGCCAGCAGCAGGCGCAGACUGCUCCCGAUGGCGAUUUCUACAACCUCAUCAUCUUCCAGAUGUUGGACACGACGUGCCUGUUCCUGGUCAGGGAUGCGACCAAGUUGGAUGCGCGCUUCUUCACCGAGCUCCGGACGUUCGUCACCCCACAGCUGGAAUUCCUCACGCCCAUCCUCACCGACCACUGGACCAAGAAGCAAGGUUACGCUGAUGAUUAUCGCUACAUCUACUUCAACCACAUGAACCUGGCCCUCAAGACAUCGAUCAAGAAGAAGGGUCUCUCCAUCACACGAGAGCACAUGAAGAUUCUCACCGAUAUGCAUGCGGACUUCGAAAAAGCGACUGAGUGUGUGACGGAGCUGAUGGUGCGCACGCAGAAUGAUGGCUGGGUGGUCGGCCGCAAGUCCGAUCAGAGGGAAUUCUAUGUCAUCUUCGACCAAAAGAACGCCAACCUCCUCGAGAUCAACGACGAGGUGCGGAAACUGUGCUCUACCUACUUCAACAACAUCUUCAUCGACUAG
This is a messenger RNA of Acanthamoeba castellanii str. Neff, 1476 nucleotides long. Its product is annotated as vacuolar fusion protein ccz1 family protein. The record is from RefSeq and is a predicted model, not a curated record. The transcript is spliced from 14 exons. Gene Ontology annotation, biological process: vesicle-mediated transport. Bases 1 to 1476 code for a protein of 491 amino acids. NCBI's taxonomy places the organism in Eukaryota, Discosea, Longamoebia, Acanthamoebidae. Gene Ontology annotation, cellular component: intracellular membrane-bounded organelle; Mon1-Ccz1 complex.